Molecule: messenger RNA, 897 nt
Organism: Micromonas commoda
Lineage: Eukaryota; Viridiplantae; Chlorophyta; Mamiellophyceae; Mamiellales; Mamiellaceae
Exons: 1
Biological process (GO): transsulfuration
Cellular component (GO): mitochondrion
Molecular function (GO): thiosulfate-cyanide sulfurtransferase activity
Source: RefSeq, a predicted model, not a curated record
GAGACCACCGUCGUGAGCGCCGAGUGGCUGAAGGCCAACAUCGGGAGGCCCGACGUCGUGGUCCUCGACUGCAGCUGGUACCUCCCCGCGAUGGAGCGCGACCCACGCGCGGAGCACGAGGCCAAGCGCGUCCCGGGCGCCAGGUUCUUCGACGUCGAUGGAGUGUCCGAUCCGUCCUCGCCUCUGCCCCACAUGCUCCCGGACGCGGGCGCGUUCGCCGCGGCGUGCGACGCCGUGGGCGUCGCCAACGGCGAUCAGGUUGUCGUGUACGACGGCGCGGGUCUCUUCAGCGCGGCGCGGGGCUGGUGGAUGUUCAAGGUCUUCGGCCACGACGCCGUCGCGCUCCUGGACGGCGGGAUGCGCGCGUGGGAGAAACUCGACGGCGCGACGGUUGAGACGAAACCCCCUGCCGUCCCAAUCGCCGCCGCCACGGACGCCUGCGCGAGGUGGUACGACGACGCCUCGAAGCCGUCGUCGACGCCGUCGUCGUCGUUCCGCGCGACGCUCAGGCCCGAGCUGGUGCUGCGCAGGGACGAUGUGCUCGCGCGGUGCGUCGGCGCGGCGGCGACGGAGACUUUGGUGGAUGCGCGACCCAAGCCGAGAUGGGCCGGCGAGGCUCCCGAGCCCCGCGCGGGGAUCCGGAGCGGUCGCGUGCCGGGCAGCGCGUGCGUCCCGUUCUUCGACGUCCUCGACGCGGACGAUCGGACGUUCAAGUCCCGUGACGAGAUUCGCGACGUCUUCUCCGCCGCGGGCGCGGACGUGACGGGUGCGAAGAAAGUCGUGGCGAGCUGCGGCACCGGCGUCACCGCGUGCGUGCUGUCGCUCGGGGCGGCGAUCGCGCGGGGGGACGGGACGCCGCUUCCGGUGUACGACGGGUCGUGGACGGAGUGGGGCGCG